This is a messenger RNA of Paramisgurnus dabryanus, 4300 nucleotides long. RefSeq lists its product as uncharacterized. The record is from RefSeq and is a predicted model, not a curated record. Lineage: Eukaryota; Metazoa; Chordata; Actinopteri; Cypriniformes; Cobitidae. Gene Ontology annotation, molecular function: neuropeptide hormone activity.
CAGCUUUGAUGCUGCCAUUUCGAGUGUGGCUCGUGGGACUUCAAUAUCCGCACUGCAACUAAUCCAAUUACACGAAUCAUAAACUGUGAUUGGCGGCAUUGCUGUUGGCUUCGAUGCCACGCGAGCCUUUUCCAAUUAGGCCCAUUGCUAAAACCUACAGUAUCCUUGUACAGGUACUCAGUGGAAAUUAUUCUCUUUGAACGCAUAAUUGCAGGAGAAAUGCUAAAGUAUAGGUUCAUCGUGCAUUCAUCUUGUAGACAUGAGUUUUUUUAAUGGCUAGGUCAAUGGAGUCAAAUAGAGUUUACCUGCACGAGUCAUAUAAUUACAAAAAAUACACCUUAAUGCGAAAAAAUUGAGAAUGACGCUUGAGACAGAUGGAUGAAAGUCAGGGGCGGCAGGAGACAAAGAGCGGAAAAUUGAACGAGCUCGGGAAAUUGAGCGGAAGUAGAGCAGUGAUGCUGAACCUCCUGCGUCACGGUGGGUGCAGCCAUUCGGUCUCUCUCCAGCUCUGAAUUAAGGACACCUCACAAACAAUCAACAGGCCAAAAGUGAAACGCACCCUGAAAAGGCUACUAAGUAGCUGACAGGCUCCAAUUACACUGGCAAUUGGAUAUACAGUCUGUGUGUGGUGAAUGAACUGAGAUUGGAACCAAAAUGCUUAGGGUUGCAAACAGUACAAUUACGGUGUUCAAUCAACUCGGCUACAAUUAAAUUGAGCCUACAAGUCAGUUCAUUUAACAGUGGUGGUUCGACUGUGUGCCACAUUGCUCUGUUCUUAAUGGAGAGACUGUUUCAUUCAUGCAAUCUCUGUUCAUUCAUCAGAGCACCGUAGCGUACCCUCCGAGUUCAAACGAGACACGAAAUUCUUAUCAAUGGAGCGCUGACGUCAGCAGCGGCGCGAUGACUCGGCGAUCACGUGUUCAGACGCGUCUAUACAAAUUGCUGUUGCGCUGGCCGUGGUCCUGAAAAAAAUCACGCACAGCCUUCAUGUGUCGAGCAAAUGACACCUCUCAACUGUGCGAGAAAGAUCCAAGUGUCUUUAAAAUUGCGGAAACAAAACUGACUUCACUCAAGUUUUAAGUUUAACUUCAGGAUAGCGAUUGUUUUCGAUCCUCAUCCGUUACAGACCAAGAAACACAAGGUUUUAAGUUCCAGCUCAUUUGUUCAGGAAAGCAGGUGCUCCCCUCUCCCCCUCACCCCAUCCUGUCCUCUCUGCAUGGUCAUGUUCUGCUGUUGCUACCCCUCCAGCACCUCAGCUCUCCUGUUUGUCCUCCUCAGCCUCACCCCCCUGCUGGCCCUGACUGCCCCUGCACUUCAGCAGAGACCCUCAGUCAGAAGCAGCAGCAUCGAUGAGGCUCUCCACUUGCCAAAAGAGGACUUGGGGGCAGCAGAAGGACCUGUCUGGACACAUAGGAAUGUGGAUGACCUACUCCAAAAACCCUUGGGAGAGGAACAUGUCUCUGAUAUGGCCUCUGCCAGUGCUCUAGCUUCUGUUCUGCUUGAGGCUCUCGACCACCCAGCCAGAGAGAAAAUGACCACUAAAGUGGAUUCUGAAGAGGGACUUGCAUCAGAGACAAUGAGGAAUCAGGAUGAUCUUGAGCAAAACAGACAAAAUGAGGACGAUACGGAGAAGUCUUCGGAAGCAGCAACACGGGGUGAGGAAAAUGCAGAGUGGCCAAAGGACGAGGGGAAUGAAGAGAAUGUGGCAAACUCGGAUGAAGGUAAAGACGAGCAGUUGUCUAACACAGCAUCUCCCCUUCAGCGCAAAGUCAGAGGCUAUUUCCAAAACAUUGACCUCGGAUUGCAAGACAACGAGAUACUUCCUCCUCUAAAAGGCUACAAAGCUUAUAACCAGCAGCUGGCACAGGCCACUAAGAAGCUUAAGUGGCAAGAGGAGAGAACUAGAAACCCAUCUCAGCAGGACAGAAACUUCAUGGAUGAUUUUGAUUUCGUGGAGGAAGAGGAGGAGGAGAUAUUAACUCGCAAGGAGGAGGAGGAAAGGGCACGGGCAGAGCAGGAGGAGGUUAGGAGACAGGAGGCAGAGGCACAGGAGGCACGCGAGGAGGAGCAGAGAUUGGCCGACAUCGCCUCUGACAUGCUUCUGGAGUACAUGGGCAGAAAGCCAAAAACACCAUCCUAUAUGAGAGACAUGAAGGAGGCGGCUCUUCUAAACAACGUGGCUGAGGACAAGCGUUCCAACGAGGUGGAGGACAGCGACGACGACGACGAGAUGGAUCCGCAGACGAUCGACAAGCUGAUUGAAAUUUCCAGCAAGCUCCACCUGCCUGCCGAUGAUGUGGUUGAAAUAAUCAGCGACGUUCAGGAGAAGAAGAAAAAAAGGAAGGAUUUGCCCACCAAUAACACCCCACGGUUCCGCCCUCUGGUUCCUCUCAAAGCCAAGCCGAGGCCUCAGGCAUAUCAAUAUCCUAAGUCACCUAAGAAAUCCCCUCAUGCCGUCAAUCCGUACAAGAAAUGGUACAAGGAGAAAAACAAAGCCAAGAUCAGCAAGCAGGACUACUGGUUUAAACCCCAAAAGCAGUUUCUGGCCUAUCCCUCAUUCCCUUACUAUCAAAAGCCAUAUCGAGCCUAUUACCCUGUCUUCUUUCCUCCCCCUAAGCCCCGGUUCUAUACAAAUCCUGCUGUUUCGUUUGAUUACAACUUUGGGGGACCCAUAGGUUACGGCCUCAAACCUCCCAACCGCAGGUACAGAGACAGACCAAAAGCAAGGGACUGGAAAUACGCACAAGCCCCUCAACGCCCCCAAAGCCCCUACUUACAACCGGACACUGUCAUAUCUAAUUACAUUCUCCCUCAUCCUCGAACUUACCAGGCUCUACCCAUGCCCAAACCACGUUCUCCACCGAGAGACGGGAGAGCCCCGUCUUACGUGUACCCGCCAGACUAUGUCUACGAUGAGCCACAAUCUCCACAGGACAGUGAUGAAGAACUGGAGAACUUCAUCGAGAAGAUUUAUUACAACCGUCGAUUGUACUAGUCGGUCGGAGUUCAGGAUAUUCUCAAGCGAUGAAACGUUAAAAGCGAUGAAAGAGUGAGGAGAAUUCUGGGUAAAACACUGAAAGAGGGUUUUGAGUGACAGGGCUUUUGAAAGACAGUUAGGUGUUUCUUCUCCACUCUUGUUUUUUGAUACAUUCCAAAUCAGGAACGGAAGAGACGGUGCUGUUAUAUCAGAACCUCUCUGCGUGCACUCAUUUGGUUUCUCUCGCAGUUUACAUUUUAAUUUGGUGAGAGAAUACACAGGUGAAUUUGUAAGGUUUUAUUCAGGUAUGUUUUUGAUUCUCUUGCAUGUCGAAAAAGAAAAGAAAAAACUAACCGAAAAGACAUUGAGCAAAUGAAAUGCUAAAACAAACAAACAAACAAGAAAAAAACAUGUUCGGUGCCAACUGCAAGAGUUUACACAAAGAUUUAUUUUCUUUAGGAAACACUUGAUUAACUGAAAAGUGAAGCUCGCCGUUGAAUUCUUGAUACUACAGGGCACAGUAAUAAUUGCUAUGACACUACUUAUAAAAACAAGUAACAGUCAAAUUAUUACAGGCUUUUUAUUCCGAAGGUCUGUCGGAAUGUUUUGAUCAAUGUUCCUAUUGCCUUAAUACUGAUCACUGUUUUAGCUCAUCCAUGUGCAUGCAGGUCUUGCACCACUAAAAAUAAUUCUGUCACGCACGCUGUAAACAAUGCUUGAAACUGAAUCUUCCAUUUUAUUCACAGAAAUGCAAAACAUUGAAUAUCUUCGCUAGGUGGGUGCCCUGUCAAUCUACUUGGUGGAAUUCUGUACACACGUGAUUUCAUGUAAACAUCCUGCCAAAUUUGAAAAUGCCCGUUGCUGUGGAUUACCUCCAACCGAGUACAGGAUCUUUGUCUCGAGAGCCACCAGAACGCUGUAUAAUAAUGUUUGUUCUUAAAAAUAAGUUUUACAGUGUCCGAAGUUUGUGAGGAAUAAUCGGAGGGUGAACAGUUUGCACGUCUAUCUGUAUCUGCAUCUUUAAAAAAAAUCUAAAAAAAAAGUCAAAUUUGGGGAGAAAAUCGCCUCUUUGAUGAAACUGUGAUUAUUAUUAAAAAAAGAAAUAAAAUAAAAAACAAACAAACAAAGAGAACUCUACAUUACUAUAGCAAGUGUUUUCAUCAGUAAAACCGUCUUGUGAAAGGAAUUUGUUGUUGUCAACUUCCAGAUUGUAAGUUGUACAGUGUCAAAUAAACAAUUGUGUGUGCAAUGUGUAAAUAACAGCAUGUUGAUUACUAGUUUUUCUAUAUGACAAAAAUAAAAGCAAUUAUUUUAUUAAAGUCA